AUGGCGACCCCUCCCACGCCUGGCAAAAGAGCGGUCGAGCUCGUCACGGACAAGCUCGACAAGCCCGUCACUGACGACCGCGAGUACCGCGUGGUCCGCCUGCCCAACCAGCUCGAGGUUCUCCUGGCCAGCGAUGCCACGGUCGACAUGGCCAGCGCGGCCCUGGCCGUCGGGGUCGGCAGUUUCCGCGACGGGGGCAUCCCGGGGCUCGCCCACGCCGUCGAGCACCUGCUCUUCAUGGGCUCGGAAAAGUAUCCGGCGGACAACGACUUCAAAUCCUUCAUCGGGUCCCACGCGGGCGCUUCAAAUGCCAGCACCAGCCCCUGCGCCACCGUGUACCACUUCCAGGUCACCGCCGACGACACCAAAGCCAGCGGCGACUCUGAAUCACAACAGCCAGGACCCUCGCCCUUUUAUGGUGCUCUCGACCGCUUCAGCCAGUUCUUCACCUCGCCCCUUUUCCUCGCGUCCACUGUCGACCGCGAGAUCAACGCCGUCGACUCCGAGUUCAAGCUCAAGUACCAGAGCGACGACCGUCGGCUGUUCCAGCUUGGUCGGUCCCUCAGCAAUCCUCAGCAUCCCUAUAACGGCUUCUCCACAGGAAACCUCAAGACCCUCCGCGACGAGCCGGCAGAGCAGGGCAUCGAAAUGCGGAAGCGGUUUGUCGACUUCCACAGGACGCACUACUCGGCCAACCUCAUGAAGCUCUGCGUCCUCGGCAAGGAGUCGCUGGACACACUGCAGGAAUGGGUCGCGACCAUGUUCUCGGACAUUCCCAACAAGGACCUCCCACAGAACCGCUGGGAGGACGUGCCUCUGUGGUCGGACGAGCAGCUGCCGCGCAGAGUAUACACGCGGCCGAUCAUGGACUUCCGCCGACUGCGCGUGUCGUUUCCCUUCCUGGACGAGGAGUUGCUGUACGAGAACAGGCCCGGCGAGUACCUCUGCAAGAUUCUCGGUCACGAGGGUGAGGGCAGUUUACUGGCCUACUUGAAGGACAAGACGUGGGCGGCUUCCGUCUCCGCGAGCACAACGUCCAUCUGUCCCGGCACGUCUGGCGUGCUGGGCAUCGAGGUUGGCUUAACUGAAGCUGGCCUGGAGCACCACGAGGACGUCGCAAAGGCUGUGUUCCAGUACAUUUCCAUGCUGCAGGAGGACCCAUCCAAGCUCAAAGACUUUGUCGACGAGAGCCGGCACCUCGCAGACCUCGCCUUCUACUACCGGCAGAAGAGCGAGUCGCGGACCUUCACCAGCUCCACGUGUCGGCGGAUGCAGACCCAGGUGCCUCCAAAAUGGUACAUUGGCAUUGGGGAGCGGGCAAAGGCCUUUGACUUGGAGCUGAUGACGAAGGCGCUCGACUUGCUUCGACCGAGCAGGACCCAGAUCAUGCUCAUCUCGCAAAGGUACCCGGGAACUUGGGAGAGCAAGGAGAAGUGGUACGGCACAGAGUACACAACCGAGCCCUUGCCCGAGCAACUGCUGUCCGAGCUCAACGACAUUUACAACAACAAGACCCGACCCGCCGAGUUGCACUUACCAGCGAAGAACCCUUUCAUCCCCAAGAACCUCGAAAUCGACACUGAAGCCAGAGCAUACAAAACCCCGCGCCUGCUCAAAGACACCCCAUCUGUACGCUGCUGGCACAAGAAGGACGACACGUUCCUCGUCCCGAAGGCCAUCAUAACAGCAAGCCUGCACAACCCGGCCGUCUACGCGAGCGCCACCAACGAGGCCCACGCGAACCUCUUUGCCGAGCUCGUCACCGACACCCUCCAGACCUACGCGUACGCCGCCUCCCUCGCCGGCCUGCACUACUCGGUGUACACAGGCACUCGCGGGCUCAUGAUCCGCGUGUCGGGCUACAACGACAAGCUGCCCUUGCUGCUCUCCAGGGUCCUCGCCGUGGUGCUCCGCGACCUCGAGAUCCGCGGGGACAGGCUCGAGAUCUUCCGUGAGAGGUUCCUCCGCGCGUGCAGGAACAGCGAGCUGCGCAAGCCGUGCCUCCAGAUCCCCGCAUACGAGCCGUGGCUGCUGUCCGCCGACUUCCCUAGCGCCGCGCCGCACCGGCUGUAUCGUGAGCUUGUGCCGGCGCUGGAGAGUGUCACUGUGGACUCGAUGCGCGGGUUUCGCGAGCAGUGCCUGAAGCGGCUGUUUGUAGAGAUGUACUGCCAUGGUAAUGUCACGAGGCAGGAGGCAGAGAGGAUCACGGGGAUUGUGGAGGACAGCCUACGCGGGACUGCAGCGUCGACCUCACUGCCCAAGGCCGGUGCGCCGGUUAUAACAGACACGGACCAGGAAGUUAGCAAGGACAGCAACUCGGCGCUCCGACAACUCGAGGUCCUCAUACCCCGCGCCCUCGUCAUCCCACGCGGCGUAAACUUCCGCUAUGCAGAAACCAUCCGCGACCCGGGCGACGUCAACAACUGCAUCUCAUACCACAUACAGCUCGGCCCUCCUUCGCCCAACUCUCUCCUGCCCAACAACACAGUCUAUGCCUCGCCCUCACCCGGCGAGGGCGAGAGGCCAGAGACCACAGCCCUGCGCGGCCUCCGCGCCAGGCUCCAGCUCAUCUGCCACAUCCUGCGGCCGCGGGUGUUCCACCAGCUCCGCACGACCGAGCAGCUGGGCUACGUGGUGCGCACGCGCAUGUCUGCCUCCCCGGGGGCGAGGGGGAGCCGGGUGUCGGCGUUCGCGAUCGAGGUGCAGACCGAGAAGACGCCCGAGUAUCUCGAGGCCAGGAUCGAUGCGUUUCUGCAGACCGUGGCCGGUCCCGCGGUGGUGUCGACACCAUCAUCAUCACCAUCGGAACAGGCUCGGGACGGUCAAGAGACGGUUCUCGGCAAGAUGACGGACUCGGAGUUUGAGGCUGAGAAGAAGGGCGUCGUGGACAAGAUGCUGGAGAAGCCGAAGAAUAUGACGCAGGAGAACGACUUGUUUUGGGUGCGGAUCCGUGAUGAGGGGUAUGACUUUGAGCAAGCCCAGAAAGACGCACAGCACGUGCUGGCCGUUAGGAAACAGGACCUUAUGGAGUUUGUGCGCACGUAUAUUGCACCGGGCUCGUCUCAAAGGUCGACACUGGCGAUAUACCUCCGCUCGCACAAGGCUGCCGAGCAACCACUCGAUGCUGGGGACGCAGGAUCAGCAACCAACCAAGGCGCCACAACAGGUCGUAUCGACAUAAAAGACAUCCGCGACUUCAAGGCUAGCCUUGUCGCGGACGUUGGGCCCCGGCCUGUGCAGGGUCUUCAGACAUAUGCUUACCCGGACGAGGCAUAA
Molecule: messenger RNA, 3276 nt
Organism: Microdochium trichocladiopsis
Lineage: Eukaryota; Fungi; Ascomycota; Sordariomycetes; Xylariales; Microdochiaceae
Product: peptidase M16 inactive domain-containing protein
Exons: 3
Coding region: 1-3276 (1091 amino acids)
Biological process (GO): peptide catabolic process
Cellular component (GO): cytosol; mitochondrion
Molecular function (GO): metal ion binding; metalloendopeptidase activity
Source: RefSeq, a predicted model, not a curated record